AUGCGCUUGCCAAUCUCCGUGCUAACUUUGGCAAUAUGCGUUCGCGGUAAGCCGCUGCCAGCGUACUUCAAGGUCCCCUUCACAGAGGCUUUGGACCUGGUUGCUACUCGACGAGUGUAUAUUGAGGCCGGUACAGCUUAUGUGCCGUUUGAGCACGUCGUGUCCAUCCUGUUUGCUGCUUUCCGAGCCAAUCUAUCAAAAGAGUUAUCGGGAGCUUUCCGCAAGUACAAUCGCUCAUUGAUAAGCAAGGACGAGCGCCUUGCGCCUGUGCUGUCGAACCUCGCUAAGCACCACAUCGACGCCGACUACUCUUCGACUCCUGUGCCUGGAUCGGAGAAUGCUAUUAGACCGGAUAUGAUCGACGGUCUUGCCGCCACAUCCAUGCCGCUUUGCAUGCGUUCACUACACAAGGGACUGAAGCUCAACCACCACCUCAAAUUCGCAGGACGUCAGCAGUACGGACUCUUCCUCAAGGGGAUUGGACUUCAGCUGGACGAUGCUAUCGCGUACUGGAAGCAGGAGUUCUGCAAGAAGAUGUCGGUCGAUGAUUUCAACAAGAAAUACGCCUACAACAUCCGUCACAACUACGGUAAAGAGGGUAAGCGCAAGGACUAUGCGCCUUCUAAUUGCAUGCGCAUCAUCACUGGCGACCCACCCAAGAACGGCGAGUAUCAUGGUUGUCCAUUCCGUCAUUUCGAGCAGGAACAUCUUCGUAAGGCACUGCAAGGAGUAUCAGAAGGAGACAAGCAGGAGAUCCUGUCGCUCGCAGAGAACCACCACUACCAGAUCGCAUGCAAAAAGUACUUUGAAGCUACUCAUCCCGGCAGCGAUCCCGACGUCCUCAUCAACCACCCGAACGGAUACUUUGAAGAGAGCCGCAAGUACUAUGCCGCAAAGGAGAAGGGCGUCAUUGUCACUGCUAAUUAG
Messenger RNA from Phytophthora nicotianae INRA-310, 927 nucleotides. RefSeq lists its product as hypothetical. Lineage: Eukaryota; Oomycota; Peronosporomycetes; Peronosporales; Peronosporaceae. The coding region runs from base 1 to 927 and encodes 308 amino acids. The record is from RefSeq and is a predicted model, not a curated record. Gene Ontology annotation, cellular component: alpha DNA polymerase:primase complex. Gene Ontology annotation, biological process: DNA replication, synthesis of primer. The transcript is spliced from 3 exons.